Alexandromys fortis (reed vole) is the source of this 7120-nucleotide messenger RNA. RefSeq names its product hydroxysteroid dehydrogenase like 1 (gene Hsdl1). Bases 108 to 1100 code for a protein of 330 amino acids. Lineage: Eukaryota; Metazoa; Chordata; Mammalia; Rodentia; Cricetidae. The record is from RefSeq and is a predicted model, not a curated record. The transcript is spliced from 5 exons. Gene Ontology annotation, cellular component: mitochondrion.
CGUACGGAUCACGUGGGUAGCGGACCUGCGGCUGAGUCCGGGGCGGCGGCCGCGCGGACAGGUGGCGGGACGGGCUUCGGAGACUGUGCGGCUUGCUGCAGGUUGCCAUGGCUGCUGUUGACAGCUUCUACCUCUUGUACAGGGAGAUCGCCAGGUCUUGCAAUUGCUAUAUGGAAGCCCUGGCCUUGGUGGGAGCCUGGUACACAGCCAGAAAGAGCAUCACGGUCAUCUGUGACUUCUACAGCCUGAUCAGGCUGCACUUCAUCCCUCGCCUGGGGAGCAGGCCCGACCUCAUCAAGCAGUAUGGAAGAUGGGCUGUCAUCAGUGGGGCCACAGAUGGCAUUGGAAAGGCCUAUGCUGAGGAGUUAGCAAGCCGGGGACUCAACAUGAUCCUGAUUGACCAGGAAGAAGAGAAGCUGCAGGCUGUGGCCAAGCACAUAGCUGAUACCUAUAGGGUGGAGACAGUUGUCAUAGUGGCGGACUUCAGCAGAGGCCGGGAGAUUUAUGCUCCAAUCCGAGAAGCCCUGAGAGACAGAGACAUUGGCAUCCUGGUGAAUGACGUGGGUGCGUUCUACCCCUACCCCCAGUAUUUCACCCAGAUUCCUGAGGACACGCUCUGGGACAUUGUGAAUGUGAACAUUGCGGCUGCAAGCUUGAUGGUCCACAUAGUGCUUCCGGGAAUGGUGGAGAGAAGGAAGGGCGCCAUCGUCACAGUGUCUUCUGGCUCAUGCUGCAAGCCCACACCACAGCUGGCGGCCUUUUCUGCAUCCAAGGCCUACCUGGACCACUUCAGCCGAGCCCUGCAGUAUGAGUACGCCUCUAAAGGGAUCUUCGUGCAGAGUCUGAUCCCCUUCCACGUGACCACCAGUGUGACUGCGCCUGGUGGCUUCCUGCACAGAUGCCCGUGGCUGGCACCUUCGCCGAGAGUGUAUGCUCAGCACGCGGUGUCGACCCUGGGCAUUUCGAAAAGGACCACAGGCUACUGGUCCCACUCUAUUCAGUUUCUUUUCGCACAGUAUAUGCCUGAGUGGCUCUGGGUGUGGGGAGCAAACCUUCUCAACCGCUCCCUACGGAAAGAGGCCUUAUCUUGCCAAGCCUGAAUCUGGAAGCUCUGGAGAAGCUGGGCCAAGCCACAGUAACCUGCAGUAUUCUGGCAUUUGGAAAACACAUGUAGUUCACCUGCAUAUUGUCUCUUCCUGAGUACCUAGUGUGUUACCAUCUUUCACGAGGCCGACUUUCAGUCUGUGAGAAAAACCUCAGGGACCACAUGGGUGGCCCAGGGCACGUAGUCACGAAGCCUGAGAACAGAACAGAACAGAAGGCUUCCCUAGCACUUAGAAUGUGACUGGCCAGCUCCUAUAAGGAGUUGGUUUCCUCUUAUAGGUGAUUAUAGUAUUGGCUUUCAGAUGUUCAUCAUGCUGGGCAUGGUGGCUCACGCCUUUAGUCCCAGCACUCGGGAGGUGGAGACAGGUGGAUCUUUGGGAGUUUGUCUGGGCUAUAUUGUGAGUUUCGGGCCAGCCAGGGAUAUAUAGUUAAAACCUAUCUCAAAGGAAAAUAUAUAAUAAUGUUCAUCAGAAAGACAACAGAAAAGUGUUAUUUUCUAACUGUGAACUGUGAGUGCAGGUGGUAUUAGCAGUAGAUGUGUGUGUCACACCAUAUAGCUCUAUGUGGGGGCAUGUGUGUGCACGCUGCCUUUCCCUAUGGUCCCCCUAGAACCAUGUGUGUACUGUGCGCUGUGUGUCUGAGCAAUGUUGUUGAUAUGACUUUAAUAGAGUCUUUGUCAGGACGAGGUAAUGGGGAGCCUUACCAUAUUAAAGGUCCAGGUUACUCCUUUUCACGUGGUAAUAGCCUGCCCAGCUAUGUCGUGGGUUUAACCAUGUCUGAUGCUGCUUCCUUUGUGUGGUUUUUGUCUAAUUCUGUGGGAGGGUUUCAUUUCUAAAUUGGGAUACAUAAUGGGUUGUCUUGAUUUCUAAGGUAAAAAUUGUGGCUAAGGAGUGAUUUCUUGGUACAUCCAUGUUGUAACUGCUUAUAGCUGGUUUUCAUAUACUUUUCUAUGUAACCCAAUUUCAUCCCAGGAGCACUGCUGAUAAAAUCAAGUGUUUGUCGAAUAGUGGUUAAAAUAUAAGCAACAUUUGUGUGUUAUAUGGUUUUUGGAAAUGGUGUUAGAAACUCAUUUUUGGCCUGUGUAAUGAAUGUAUACAUUAUAGGGAAUGCCUUUUUUGGUGUGGAGAUAAUUUACACAAACCCCUACAAUAUGGGUGAGCAUUGAAACUUACUGUGUUUAAUUUGGUCUUAUAAAACCAACCACUUAUAAGGGUUUUACAGCUGGCACUUGGGAAUCCAUAGGUCAUGGCAUCGAGUGCAGAAUGGAGGGAUGCGGCGCUUAACAUUGUGGUAUUGAUGCUGUGCCUGGAUGAAAAUGGGUGAGAUGCUGGGACUUGUGUGGAAUUAUUUUAGGUGACAUUCCAUCAUCUGUAGGCCCUGUGUGCUUUUAUGUUGAAUAUGCGCUUUGCCCACGACAUCCCUUGCGGCAUUUCUAGCUGGGCCUCAGAUCCAGAAGAUUGAAAUUCUUCCUGUCCUCAAUUAUGUCUUCAAAACAUGUGCAGAACCCCACGCUUGGAGGUAAUGGCAGGAGACCAGUGUUUGGAAGCUUCUGUCAUACUGACGGAACUUGGGCGAAUACGUGAUAAACAACAGCAUCUCCGCUUGAAACAUCACCAGGCAUGAUCCCAUGGGGGUAGGGGGAGGCAGGAGACUCAGGAGUUCAAGGCCAUCAUGGAGCACAUAGUGAAACCAUGGUUCAGUAAGCAGAAACCAUAGCAGGAAUACACUGUCAUUCUGUGUGAGGUCCUGUGGUCCAGUAUGCAGACUUGUCAGCAGCGCAGAGCUCUUGCUAUGACUGUAGUGAUGCCCCUCAGCAGGACUCAGAACACUGGUGCAGACUCAGAGCACAGUGAUCCAUGGCGCCAGCAGAAGACCAACAGGCAUCCUUAGGCUUCCAAGCUUUCAGACUCAGCCCCUCUGCUGAGAGUUACUCUUCUUACUGUGUACAUGGUGGGUUUUUGUUUGUUUGAACCAAGGAAGGAGGAGCUCUGAACUUAAACCUUUGUAACUUACCCUGUGAAUUGAAAUGUACCAAUAAAAGCAUCACUGUUUCCUUCAGAAGGUGUCACUGCCUUGUCCCUUGUAGACAGGAUGAGCAGAAGUUGACACCUAUGACUGUCACUGAUUAAACAUCAGGGCACACAUCAAUGUGCCCACUGCCUGCAGAGCACCCGAAGGAUUUUGCUCUUAUCUGCUGAUGGCUUAGUGGGUGAGGAUGGGUUAUGGACUCGGCAUGAUGAGUGUGGGUCACUCAUCAUGAGCCAUUUCAAUUUUGUGGUGGGUACAAAAGCCAGUUGUAGUAGGUUUUAAAAAGUGGAAAGAAAAAACUGAGAACAUAAAGUUCUCAACAGUUUUUCUUAACAUUUGUUCUUUAGUUCAUUAUGUGUAUAUUUGUGAGGCUGCAUGAGUUUGUGUGCACCAUGUGCAUAUAGAUGCUGUUGGAGGCCAGAGGGCAGCAGAUUCCCUGGAACUGGACCUACACAUGGUUAUGAGCUACUAUGUGGGUGGUGAGGUUCAAACCCGGGUCCUCGAGCCUUCUCUCCAGUUCCUAAGGUUUUAUUUUUCUUUGUAUGUAUGUAUCUGCGAGUGUAUGCCACCUUUGUGCAGGUGCCCACAGAGACCAGAAGAAAGAGUCAGAUGUCUGGACGGAAGUUACAGUUACCUGAUGUGGGUGACUUUCAAGUCCUUGGAAGAGCAAUAAGUGCUCUUAACCACUGACUCUCUCUCCAGCCCCCUGACCAGCUGUUUUUGUUGUUUUCCUCAGUGAUGUAAAAUCUCCAUAUAUGAGAACUAGAGGGUUGGUGGUGUCUCCUCAGACCUGAUGAUCCACGCCCUCAGCCUCUACUCCUGUCCACCCACAGUGAGCUGGACAUAGUCCCUGACUUAGGACUGAUGGUGCCUCCUGUGUGCUUUGAGUUUUGAUGUGUUUCCAGGAGAGUGGUAUAUGCAGUUUCAACACUCAGUGCUGGACAGCCGUGGCUCUGGCAGCUGUGUGGUCCAUGGUUACCCAGCAGUUAUCCCCUGGUGUCUGUGUGAGAUCAGCCCUGGGAGCCCCAUGGGCACCACAAUCUGAUGAUGCUUCAGGACCUUGGCUCAAAGGAAAUAGCGUUUACAUGUAACUGCACAGGUCCUCUGCAUGCUUGAAUUCUCUCUAGAUUACAGCACCGGACAUACAUGAACACAGUGUAUUAUGGACUCAACAUACCUUCCCAGUGAGAAGUCACUCCAGCAAUUAGAGACUAAUAAAGGAAACUAGGAAUAGCAUGGGACUGGUUCUAGCUACUGCCCCAAAGGGAACCAGCUCUGGACAGAAAUCCCCAUUUGUUGAAAUAAGCGGCGGGGCUGCGUCCCCAACACCCCGGCCGCUUGGCUAGCUUAUGCCCGAAAUAACAACACAUAAACUGUAUUCAUUUAAGAACUGCUUGGCCCAUGAACUCUAGCCCUUACAGGCUAAUUCUCGCACCUGGACUAGCCCAUUCUAAUGAUGUGUGUAAGCACCCCAAGGUGCGCUUACCGGGAAGAUUCUAGCCUAUGUCCAUCCUGGGUUGGAGUUGCCUGGGAGAGCUGAGCAUGGCGUCUCUGCUCCAGAGAGCAGAGCUGUCGGGUCUCCCCGGGAGCAGAGCAGAGUCUGACCUCACUUCCUCUUCCGCCCAGAAUUCUAUUCUGUUUACUCCUCCCAUCUAUGUUCUAAGCUAUGAGGCCAAGAAACUGUAUUUUUUUUAAACACUGCCUGGCCCGUUAUCUGUAGCCUCUUAUUGGCUAGCUCUUACAUAUUGUUCUAACCCAUUUCUAAUAUUCUGUGUCCACGAGCUGGCUUACCAGGAAUGAUCUUAACCUGCGUCUGCCUGAAGUGGGAGAACCAUGGUGACUCCUCAACUCAGCUUCUUUUUCCCAGGAUCCUCUUCUGUUUACUCCAUCCACCUAUGUUCUAACCAAUAAAAUGGGCCAAGGCAGUUUCUUUAUUAUAAUUAACCAAUGUCCUUCCUCCAUCACCCAUUGGUUUCAGUAGUUUCAGGGCCCCCAGUUGCAGUUCAGUCCCAAAGUUUGGCUGUUCGGAUGAAUGGGGAGAUUUACAAUAUAGCCAUUGUCAGUUACCCUGAGACAGCUGCUAGGCUGUUAACCAGGGCCAUCCUGCCUGCUCAGCAGAAAAUCUCUCUUCUGCACAAGAGGACGUGGACUUAAUGAGAGCCAGUUCAGUGGUGCUGUGACCCAGCGCUGUCCUUUGGACGGUCCAACAGAGGCAUGUUCUUUGAUAUGGAAGUGUUUCUGAGGGCUAGCUGUGAGCCUGGCUGUUUCCUUUUGUUAUGGCUCUACAGGUGGCAUUCUUAGUGAACAAAUCUUAACAGAAACACUCAGCAACCCUAAACUAACAAGCAUUGCUUUCCUACAGUUUGGUGAGCACUCCUUUAGCUAAAGUCUGCUGUGUGUAACUCAAUCUUUCCUAAGCAGGCUUAACAGAUCCUUCAUACCAUCAACUUACGGUUCCUAGUUUCUCCUGCAUCAGCAAGAGGCUUCUAGCUCCUGGGAUCCAGGUAGCGGAGUGACUUGACCCCCCUUGGGAGAGUGGUGACGUAGGAGGGAGUACUGCAGGAGAGCAAGACUGAAGUGCUUGCCAGUGGGCAGGCAGUAGGGUCUCUGCACAGCAUCUCACGCAGGAUGGGAUAUGCUGGAGCCUGGGAACAAAUUCACUAUGUUUUCAAGGUGUGGGGCUACAUCUGCAGACCACACGUCUGCCUCAAGAAGGCCUUUAAAAAAUGUGUAUGUCUAUAUGCGCAUGUGCACAGGAAUACAGGUGCCCACAAAGGCCCAAAACAUCAGAUCCCCUGAAGCUGGAGUUACAGGUAGAUUGUGAACUGCCUAAUAUGGCUGCAGAAUCUAAACUUGGGUCCUCUACAAGAGUAGUGUGCCGUUUUACAUGCACCCCCCCCCCCACACACACACACAGUAUUUCGAGACAGAGCUCUGGCUGUUCUGGAACUCGCUCUGUAGACCAGGCUGGCCUGAAACCCAGAGAUCCACCUGCCUUGCCUGAGUGCUGGGAUUAAGGGUGUGCCCCAUCAUGCCUGGUUUAUGUGAAUUCUUAACGGCCGAGUCAUCUCUCUCGCUUCCAAACUGAACUUUCUGAUGGAGCACCUGAGGAGCAAAGCACAAGGAGCUCUGCAUGGGGUCUCCUCUGCACCCUGCUCCAGAUCCUCUUUCAGAAAAUUGCUCAGCUACUGGUUCCAAUGAACAACCCAAUUUCUACACCAGGCUUGGUAGUCAAGGCCCAUCUCCUGAGGGUGUGAGCCUGGGACUCUAGGUUGGCUUGUAGCCUCCAUCCUUUUUUAUCCGGUUCAGUCACAUCACCCAAGCAUGCUGGCUGUCUACGCAUAGGCUGUGCCAGGGCCAACUGUGGUCCAACUCAGUACUAAAUUAAGGCUGAGACUAGGUCUAUCCUACUACAUUUUGCCAGGCAGACUUUCACCCUGGCUGUUUUGUUCAAAACGGUAAAUAUUUGGUCUUAUAAAAGUCCUUCCUGUUUUCCAAGGUGCAGACAGCCCCGGCAGUAGUUACAAACCGGGUCAUCAGAGGCCAUCCCGGCUGCUGGAUCCACGGGCUAGUUUAGGAGAACAUAUAGAUUUGGUUCAUCUCAACAGCAAUGGUGUUAGUUUAGGUGGGUGCACAGACCCAGGCCACUGGAGGCCUUCAGGCGCUGGGGUCAUGAUGGGUAAUUUAGCAGGAUCCAUAGACCCUGGCCACGAGGCUGGGGCUGUAGAACUUUAAGACAAUUCUGAAGCCAUUGCUGACAACUCUCAGUCUCAGCAGUAAUGCUCCCCCCUUCACCCCUGGGAACCAAGGACCUAACAAUUGCCCACACACAUACUGAAAUGUUGGGAACUUUCCAUCAUCUCCCUGAGUCCUUGAGAAUGUUCUCCAAAUAGAACUCAGUUAUUGAAUAGGAGCAAGAUAACCCUUAGGUAUUGACGCAGUGACUGAUGUUUUGACUUAGGCCCUGGGAAAGGGGCAAAGUGACCCU